Procambarus clarkii (red swamp crayfish) is the source of this 1897-nucleotide messenger RNA. Its product is annotated as zinc finger protein 436. The record is from RefSeq and is a predicted model, not a curated record. Lineage: Eukaryota; Metazoa; Arthropoda; Malacostraca; Decapoda; Cambaridae. Gene Ontology annotation, biological process: regulation of transcription by RNA polymerase II. Gene Ontology annotation, molecular function: RNA polymerase II cis-regulatory region sequence-specific DNA binding; DNA-binding transcription factor activity, RNA polymerase II-specific.
AGUGGCAACACUGCCGUAGACGUCAACAUUGGCUGUGAGCUCUCACAGUCUUGGCCUCAUUACCUCACUCAUUGAAGACUUCUGCUUAUUUACCCACCAACAAUUGGUGUGGUAGAGAACCAGUACUACUUCACUUAAGAAAAUCAACAACAAUGUAUCUACAUCUUCAUAGACUAGGAUUAAAGUGCUCCUCAUGAGUUGUUGUUAAUGGCUUACUCUCAUCAUCAGCUGUUCAUAUUUAGUCACUGCUUUGUUGAAACUGAGUAACUGAGUGAAAAUCUUGCCUAAGUAAGCUGUAAUGAAAAAAAGAUGAGAAAUGGCGUGAAACUAUAUAAAUCUUCACAGUAUUCAUAAGAAAUAAACAAAAUAAAUUUUAAUUGAAAAUAAAUUCAUACAGAAACUGAACUACAUUAAUGUUUAUUGCAUCUUAAAGCUAUGUCUAAUAAACAUGAGUAACAUUUUAUGAUGGCUCAUGCAGAAAAAUGAUAUAAACUAAAAAAAAUUGUCAAAUAUUUGAAAGUAGAAAAACUAUGUCAGUGUUGAAAGUGUAAAAGAAAUUUCAUUAAUUUUUAAUAUACAGAAGUUCAUGUAAAAGAUAAGCUAUGUUUAGUGUCUGAAAUAUUUUAAAUUUAGUGCUAGUAAAACAUAUUAGAGUUCAUGCAAAAAUGAAACCAUAUCAGUGUUCUGAGUGUCUUAACAGUUUUAAACAGAAAGCACAUCUACUACAACAUAUGAGAAUUCACACAGGAGAGAAACCACAUCAGUGUUCGGUGUGUCCAAAAGGCUUCACACACAAAUCAGCUCUGGUACAGCAUAUGAGAAUUCAUACAGGAGAGAAACCUUAUCAAUGUUCAGAGUGCUUAAAAUGCUUUUCACUUAAAGCAACUCUUGUAAAUCAUGGAAGAGUUCAUACAGGGGAAAAGCCAUAUAAGUGUUCAGAGUGCCAGAAAGGCUUUUCACAAAAGGCACAUUUAAUCCAACAUUUGAGAGUUCAUACUGGGAAAAAACCAUAUCAGUGUGCACAUUGUUUAAAAGGCUUUUCACAAAAGUCAUUUCUAAUUCAACAUAUAAGGGUACAUACAGGUGAGAAACCAUAUCAAUGUUCAAUGUGUAUAAAAUGUUUUUCACAAAAGCCACAUUUAGUGCAGCAUAUGAGAGUUCAUACAGGUGAAAAGCCUUAUCAAUGUACAGUUUGUCACAAAGGCUUCUUACAAAAAGGAAAUCUAAUAAAACAUAUGAGAAUUCAUACUGGAGAGAAACCAUAUCAGUGUUCAGAGUGUAUAAAAAGCUUUACUCAAAAGGCGCAUCUAGUACAGCACAUGAGAGUUCAUACAGGAGAGAGACCAUUUCAGUGUUCAUUGUGCCUGAAAGAUUUUUCAGACAGGUCAGCUCUAGUACAACAUAAAGUAGUUCAUACAGGAGAAAAACCAUAUCAAUGUUCAGAGUGUCUAAAAAACUUUGCACUUAAAACCAGCCUAGCUAAACACUUGAAAAUUCACAAAAAAGCAAAAUCAUAUAAAUGUUCAAAGUGUCUUAAAAGCUUUGCACAAAAAAUACAUCUAGUGCAGCAUAUGGAAGUUCACAUAGGAGAAAACCUAUUUAGUGUACAAUGUGUAUAAAAGGCUUUGUAAAUAAAAAUCUAGUUAAACCAACUAAAAUUUUUACAGGUGAAUAUGUGGAUUUUCAAGAGGCUUUUAUGGACAGGAUCCAUGAAAGUAGUCAUGUUGUCCAAUUGUAAUAUUGGGACAUGAACAGUAUUUAGUGGUUAAUUCUGUUGUUGGGCCGGGAAUUACUAACAUAUACAAAGUGACAUAGGGUAAUCUUACAUAACCAUACUGGUUUAGCACUUAGUUUUUUUAACUAUUUAUGUGACAUGAAUAAAAUUUUGAUGAAUAUA